AUGGCGCCAUCAGUAUUCACUUCUAGUGAGAAAUCACUGGUGAAGUCUGUAUUCCCAUCUUCGUCGUAUAAAAUCCUUACUGUUACCCCUGCUCGAGUCUAUGCCGCAUAUCCUUCGCCAGAUCGCUGGAAUUAUACAGGUAUCGAAGGAGCGCUAGCACUGGUCCGCGAUUCAUCGAAUUGCUUUUUCUUCAAAGUACUCAAUUUGAAGGAAAAAGGAAAAAUCGUGUGGGAUCAUGAACUCUAUGAAGACUUUUACUUCUACGAAGAUAAAUCGUACUUUCAUACAUUCGCUGGCGACGAAUGCAUGAUAGGUUUCUGCUAUGCCGACGAAUCUGGUGCUGCACAAAUGUACAAAAAAGUGAACCAACGAGCGAAAUAUGCAGUCAAAUCGACAUCUAGUUCUUCUGGUUUUGGAUUUGCAAAGAAGCUCUCGAGCCUCAUGGGAUCUUCUUCCUCCUCUACUGCAGAGGACAAAAAGGCCAAGACAGCCAAAGCUGCUUCACCAGACCCUCAAGAGGGUGAACCCCAGUGGAAUGGCUUGGUUGAUCAGCUGAGCAGUAUGGGCGUAUCAGAGUCUGACAUUAAAAACAACGAAGGGUUUUUGCGUGAUUUACUUGGUAUGAAUGCUCAGGCCUCAAAGCCAACGGCAGAAGCAACACCCUCUUCGGCCUCUACCUUGGCCCCACCGGUAACAAGCUUGCUACCUACCAUGCGCAACGCACCACCUCCUCUACCUCCUACUCAAGCACCCACGUUGGGACCAGCAAUUCCAUCGCGACCUACAAGCGCAUCAGCAACAUCGGCGGCUACACCUUCCCCUCCUCCUGUCGCUCCGCGCCCUCAGAUACCUCCUCCUCCUCCUGCCCGUCCUGGUGGUGCAGCCUCUGGUGUACGCGCUCCUCCGCCUGUACCUAGUCGUGCUUCGGCAAGUGGCCGUGGGCCACCCCCACCCCCGCCAGCACGUCCGAUGACAGCGGCAAGUCCGACUCCUCUUUCGCCCCCGUCAGUCCCUGGUAUGGGCGGCAGCCACGCAAUGACAUCGGCGGUGCCGCCUCCGCCCCCUCCUCCUCCAACCGCACCAGCAGCUUCCUCCAGCGGUGCGCCUGCGCCUCCUCCGCCUCCUCCUCCCCCAGGCCCUGCCCCAGCCUCCGUAUCGGCACCACCUCCACCACCAGUACCCCCUGCCCCAUCUGCUGGAGGAAAUACAGUAAGUGGUUUGCCGCCGCCCCAACCUGGUCGCGAUGCACUGUUGGCAAGCAUUCAAGGUAAAAGCGUAAAAGAUUUGCGUAAGACAGAUUACAGUGCACCACCGCCACGUUCAACGGCAAAUACAGGUACAGGCCAUGCCGACACCUCUAUGGCAGGUGCUCAAAGCAGCGGCAAUGACCUGGCCAGUGCCUUAGCCUCAGCUCUUAACAAACGCAAAGGCAACAUGGGCGGGUCCGAUGAGGAAGAGAGCGAUGAUGAUUGGUAA
Molecule: messenger RNA, 1476 nt
Organism: Malassezia pachydermatis
Lineage: Eukaryota; Fungi; Basidiomycota; Malasseziomycetes; Malasseziales; Malasseziaceae
Product: neural wiskott-aldrich syndrome protein
Exons: 4
Coding region: 1-1476 (491 amino acids)
Molecular function (GO): actin binding
Source: RefSeq, a predicted model, not a curated record